Molecule: messenger RNA, 1786 nt
Organism: Sander lucioperca (pikeperch)
Lineage: Eukaryota; Metazoa; Chordata; Actinopteri; Perciformes; Percidae
Gene: arl3b
Product: ADP ribosylation factor like GTPase 3b
Exons: 6
Coding region: 233-781 (182 amino acids)
Biological process (GO): cilium assembly
Cellular component (GO): cytoplasm; microtubule cytoskeleton
Molecular function (GO): GTP binding; GTPase activity
Source: RefSeq, a predicted model, not a curated record
CGCUGCCUGCUCUGGUUGAGUUGGUUAACUAGGUUUAGGCAAGAGGAGUGGGAUUGGCUAGGGUUUAGGAUAAGAAUGUCAGAGUCAGCCAAUCAGAGGUAGAGUAAGGCAGAGUAGGGCGGGAGAUAUCUUCGCCAUCCUCGCUUUUGGGGGUUGCGCCUACGUAACUGUGCGUCUGACGUCACCCUCCUUAGUAACCCUCGGCGGCGUCUCUAGGAGAGAAGGCAUCAAGAUGGGAUUGCUGUCCAUCCUACGUAAGCUAAAGAGCACACCAGACCAGGAGGUCAGGAUACUGCUGCUGGGUCUGGACAACGGCGGGAAGACCACCUUGCUCAAACAGCUGGCAUCUGAGGAUAUCAGCCAUAUCACCCCCACACAGGGAUUCAACAUUAAGAGCGUCCAGUCUCAGGGGUUUAAACUGAAUGUUUGGGACAUUGGAGGCCAGAGGAAGAUCAGGCCGUACUGGAGAAACUACUUUGAAAACACAGAUGUGCUGAUAUAUGUCAUUGACAGCGCUGACAGAAAGAGAUUUGAGGAGACUGGUCAGGAGCUGGCAGAGUUGUUAGAUGAAGAGAAGUUGAGUGCCGUUCCCGUGCUGAUCUUUGCAAACAAGCAAGACCUGCUGACAGCCGCCCCGGCCUCCGAGAUCGCAGAGGGUCUCAAUCUGCACACCAUCCGGGAUCGCAUGUGGCAGAUCCAGUCCUGCUCUGCCCUCACUGGGGAGGGGAUUCAGGAGGGCAUGAAUUGGGUGUGCAAGAGCGUCAACUCCAAGAAAAAAUAGCUUCACUUCUAGUCUUCUGCUACUCAGGAGGAACAGCAGCAGCACCUACACUGACACACAUUUCACCCUCCGGAGCCUUAGUACGAUGGGAUAUACCUGUGAAUGUAAACACACUACUAUUCCAACAUGGACCUGGAGUAUUUAACCCCCUGCAUUCCUGCAUCGCUGAUGUUUACUAAUCUCAACACAUCUUCCUACGUUGGCCUCUACAAAGGGGAGGGCGGUUUGUCUUCAGAGGGAUCCCAUGCCAGGAAAUCGACCUCCUCCACCCAGACUACCCACGUCACCAUCACUGUCUCAGCCAAUCCCAGCCACCAUCCACGGCCUGUCACAACCUCAAACAUUCCCAUUAAACUGCGGUCUUUCAUUGGAAUUCCAACUUGUUCUUUAAACUCUUUCACACACUGUCCGGGAACCACCCCCCCACCCCCCCCAACCCUUUCUCCUCCAUCUUAUUCUUACAGGUUGAUAUGUGUUUGUUUUUUAUCAUUCCACAAUGGCUGUAAGCUCUUUUACUGCUAUGGCUCUGUUUGAAGUGAGGUAUAUUUUUGUAAUUGUUUUAUUUAUGGUGAAGUAGAGUGCUUUCAAACAACAGCAGGUGUGAUGUGUGUGUGAUUUAAAGGAUGUUGGAGAAACAAUUCCAACUCCCCCCACUAAAGAAUAAUGUACAUGUUAAUAUGUAUAAAAAAGAUGAGAUUACAUGGUUAAGAGGAACUACAUUUUGGAUUAAGUGUAAAUAGCUCGGCCCUGUGAUCAUAUGUUACGUUAUGCACAUGUUAUAGAGUAUAUGUUACCCUGCUGUACUUUGUAGUCUAUAAUGUUUGCAUAUCUAAUAUAUGCAGAUUUUUAUCAAGAGGUAUACGUACUGUACGUCCCAAUGCAUUUCUUUGUGCUCUUUGGGUUUGUGAGGGAAUUCACUCUUGCAUUUCCUUUUGAUAUUCUUGAAUGUAAUCUGUCCAGAAUUGAAGGUACUGUAUGUGAAUAAAAAGACAAGAAAUCCCGAAA